This is a messenger RNA of Procambarus clarkii (red swamp crayfish), 3276 nucleotides long. Its product is annotated as serine/threonine-protein kinase PAK 2. Gene Ontology annotation, cellular component: cytoplasm. NCBI's taxonomy places the organism in Eukaryota, Metazoa, Arthropoda, Malacostraca, Decapoda, Cambaridae. Gene Ontology annotation, molecular function: protein serine/threonine kinase activity; ATP binding. The record is from RefSeq and is a predicted model, not a curated record. Gene Ontology annotation, biological process: regulation of axonogenesis; intracellular signal transduction; protein phosphorylation.
CAUGUUAAACGUAGCGAGGCUGGCACAUGACUGUUGAUGAGUGUGUGAGUGUGAGUGUGAGUGUAUGAGUACACACACACACACAGGAUGUGGUCCUGAUUAGUGUACAGAUACGGAGAAGCCAGUAGAGAGCUGAUGGGCAGCAGCCAGUGUAAACUCUGGUAUACUCUCGCAUAUCUGUCACCCCUCAAGGACAAACAUGAAAAAAUUCAAAGUAUUCAACAAGUAUUUCCCAACCAAACACAAUGUGGAUGUACCUGACAAGGUUAUGGCAAUAUCUUCCCCAACAGUCGUUAAACACGACAUUCACGUGGUCUUCAAUAAAAAUACACAGUCCUUUGAAGGCAUUCCUCCAGCAUGGAAAAAUUAUAUUGAAAAUACUAUUGGAAAAGAUGAAGUACAGAAUAAUCCUGAAGCUGCCCUCUCAGCAGUUAUGUUCUGGAAUGCAUCCAUGUUGAAACAGAAGGGUGAACCAAAGUUUAUCCCGUCACCUGUUCAAGAGGUUUUGGAAGCUGAGGAACUAAUAAGUGAAAGUGACAAUGAUUUUGGAGAAGUAAUUAAGGAAAAAGUACCUACUGAAGACCUUGAAACCAACAGCCAAGAACCACAAGAGGUAGAGAUUUCAAGACCAUUUGACUACCAAGAUGAACAUCCUAAACUGAAGGCUGGCCAGAGCCCUGUACAGAUGCGGAGGAAAGCUGGCCAGAAAUUGAGUGACGAGGAAGUAAUGAUGGAGUUUCGACGAAUUUGUUCUUCAAGAAAUCCAGAGUUACUGUACGAGCGUGAUAUAGAAUUAGGUUCAGGGGCAUCUGGAACAGUGUUCAGAGCUUAUGAGAAAACUACACGUCAUAAAGUUGCAGUUAAAGACAUUGAUCUUAGCAAGCAACCCAAAAAGGAAUUAAUUUUAACAGAAAUAAAUGUAAUGAAAAAUCUCCAGCAUGAAAAUCUUGUUAACUUCCUUGACGUGUUUUUACUUAACAAUCAUCUGUGGGUUGUCAUGGAGCUGUUGGAUGGCGGGCCCCUGACUGAUAUUGUAACUGAAACUGUAAUCAAAGAACCUCAAAUUGCAGCUGUAUGCCAUCAUACUUUACGUGCCAUCGACUAUCUUCAUGAAAACGGGGUAAUACAUCGAGAUAUCAAGUCAGAUAAUGUGCUCCUUGGCAAAGAUGGAUCUGUUAAACUGACUGAUUUUGGGUUCUGUGCUAACAUCACUGGGGAUGAGAAGCGCCAGACUAUGGUUGGCACUCCAUAUUGGAUGGCUCCAGAGGUUGUGAAUCGUAAACAUUAUGGAAAGAAGGUUGAUAUUUGGUCUUUAGGCAUUAUGGCCAUUGAGAUGAUUGAAGGGGAACCUCCAUAUCUAAAGGAAUCACCACUCCGUGCUCUCUAUCUAAUUGCAUUGAAUGGAAAGCCGGACAUUCCUUCAUGGAACAAAUUGUCUCCCGAUUUUCAGGAUUUUUUAAAUUGCUGUCUUGAAGUUGACAUUGAAAAGCGUGCAUCUGCCAAGGAGCUUCUCGCUCAUAGGUUCCUGAGAAUAGCUGUUAGUACAACUACUUUGAAGCCUCACAUUGAGGCAGCUCAGAAGAUCCUUGAUAAGUAAAUCAACAUGGCUAUUUAGCUUGGAUAUAAACAAUCCUGGUAAUUGCCAACAUCUGCCAGGGCCAUACUUCCUUGCUCCAUUUGAUAGGGAAGAGUACCCACUCCUCCCCACCAAAUUACAAAAGUACACAGGUAUAGCCACCAGCAGAGCAUAGAGAAGUGUGGAUGCAUGCAGGAACAUAUGCCUGCUUUUAUACCCCCAUGGUCCAGCUGUAAGUAUUAGUGACUUAAAGAUCAUUCCAUAUUUCAUUGACAUGUAAAAUAGAGUAAAGCAAUUUAUUUAAAUAAUGUAGUUGAAAAAGAAAAUAAUACCAUGAACAAUUCAGUGCAUAAAUGAUGGUGCAAAACAAGUGAAUGUUGCCAUAAAAUAGCAAUAUGAUCAGUCCCCAAUCUUAACUUAGGAGAAUGUUAGUUAUGUAUAUGCACCUUUCCUCACACCCCACCUGGGAGCCUCUUGCUCAUGAUCAUGAUCAUCAGGAAAUAAUUUCCAUAAUGACAGUUAUUAUGGUUAUGGUUGGAAAAAUGCUUGAGGGUGAAUGCAGGAAUUAUAAAAGAAGUGAUGAGUUGAGUGAUAAUUGUGAUAUCAGUGUAAAAAAUGUAAAUACUAAUGGUAAGGCAUCAAAAUGGAGACAAGCGUAGGGGUAGUGGUAAUGAUGAUAUUGACAGUGGACCUUGUAAAGUUAUGGAGAAUUUUAUUGGAGGCAAAAGAAGGGAAAGAGAUGAAAAUGAAGAUGGUAACAAUGAUGCUUGUGGUACUAAUUAAAAAUAAAAAACUAGCAGUUGACCAUGAUGCACAAGUGCAAGGCAGUUACUUGAUUUAAUACCAGAGCAAUGGCUAGACAUAAUGGAUGACUUUAAGCUGUGUCCAAUGAAUAUGAAAUUUAUUGAAAAAAAAAGUUCUUCCCAGUUUGGUGCCUUCUUUGAUAAUCACUUUCAUGAAGAAAAUCAUCAUGAAAUUUUACAUUCCAGUAGAGUGAUAAAAUCCAUGAAAAUUAGUCAAGCACUCUAGAAGGUACUGAAUAAUGGGUAAUUACAAUACUGUACAAAUGAAUAGUGACAUCAAGAUACCUAAUUGGAACAUUAUUUCAAUAGAAAAUUGUAUUCUGACCUCCAUCUCAAAGUUAUGACAGGGCCACUGAUGCUGUUUGUCUACUAGUAAACUGUUAUAUAAGUUACUCAGCUUUUCAUGUUAUAACCCCAGUUCAGUAAACACUUGUCUAAUGUAUGUUAACAAAUUACUUCCACAUGGCCUCUAUCCUCCCAAAAAUGUAAUAGGUUUCAGUAGCAUGGCAUCAGGCAGACACAAAACAUUAGAAGACCCCACCACAAACACUAGUGAUCGAAGAAUGUUCACAUUUAUCAAUACAUGUGAUGUCCAAAUUAUCAGUAAGAAUCAACUGAUGAGUAGUACUUCAUAGAUAUACUGACCUUAACAUAUCAUACAAAACUCAAGGCUUGGAGACUAGGUAAUCUAAUCUGACCAUUUAGUAAUAACAGUUGUUUUACAUUUAGCUAAUGUUGAUUUGCCUGGUGCCAGACUAAAUAGUUGAAGGUUAGCAGUGAAAAAAGGAACAAUAAACUAACUUCAUUGCUAACUGGAAUCAAAACUAUGAGCCUGAAAAUGUACAAAAAUUCAGUGAUCUUUUAAUUAUAAAUGAGAUUUUUUCAAUACUAACAUCA